Cryptomeria japonica (Japanese cedar) is the source of this 3212-nucleotide messenger RNA. Its product is annotated as linoleate 9S-lipoxygenase 6. The record is from RefSeq and is a predicted model, not a curated record. The coding region runs from base 202 to 3003 and encodes 933 amino acids. Gene Ontology annotation, biological process: lipid oxidation. NCBI's taxonomy places the organism in Eukaryota, Viridiplantae, Streptophyta, Pinopsida, Cupressales, Cupressaceae. Gene Ontology annotation, molecular function: oxidoreductase activity, acting on single donors with incorporation of molecular oxygen, incorporation of two atoms of oxygen; protein binding; metal ion binding. The transcript has 9 exons.
AAAGACCAAUUCCCACCGUCUGCGUCUCGGUCGAACAAAGAAUCCUUCAACUUCCUAUGGGCACAAUUCUGCAGAAUUUUCGUAAGAUUUUUUUUUAUAUUUUACAAGAUAAGCAUGAGACUCGUUCUUGGUAAUUAAAAAAGGCGACUUUGAGGAACGAGACUGGUUCGCGAGUUGACGAACACAUCCUAAUACUAUAUAAUGCUCCUGAUGGCAUUUCCUUCACCACAUCAAAAAUCCUCAAAUUAUUUCAGAUUUCAGGCAAUUGCCAUACAAAACAGUAUUGUUAGGGCAUCUGCUUUCUCGCAUAAAAAAUCUUCAAAAAGAUUUCAGGCAAUUGCCUUACAACACAAUAUUGUUUGGGCUUCUGCUUCACCACAUCAAAGAUCUUCGAAAAUAUUUCAGGCGGUUGCCAUACAAAACAAUCUUCCUUCCCUUGACAAGAUGGAGGGAAAGCAGAGUAUAAAAGGUUUUGUUGUAGUCCAGAAGAAAAAUGUGUUGGAUUUGAACGAUUUCCAUGCCGGAAUCGUGGACAAUAUCAGUGAGCUGCUCGGAAAAGUAGUCUCUGUUACGCUUGUGGGCACCCCUCAUGGCAAUUCUGUCAAUGCCAGUGCAAAGUUGAGCGAGCCUGCUUACUUGCAGAACUGGAGGAGUAUUCACGUAGGGGCCGUCGCUGGGAAGACCACAUAUCCAGUGGAGUUCAAAUGGCACUCCGACAUGGGAACCCCUGCAGCUUUCUAUAUAAAAAAUACUCAUAGACAUGAGUUUUUCCUAAAUUCACUCACUCUUGAAGUUCCCGGUCAGGGCAAUGUCCAUUUUGUCUGUAAUUCUUGGGUGUAUCCUGCAUCUCGUUAUAAAAAAGACCGAAUCUUUUUCUCCAACAGGACAUAUCUCCCUUCUGAGACUCCUCUGGCUCUGCUGAAAUUGAGGAAUGAGGAGCUGAUAAGCCUGAGAGGUGAUGGAACAGGGGAAAGAGAAGAGUGGGACAGAUUGUAUGAUUAUGAUGUGUACAAUGAUCUGGGAAACCCAGACAAAGAUGAGGAACACAGUCGUCAAGUGUUGGGAGGAUCUAAAGAUUUUCCCUACCCCAGGAGGGGAAGAACAGGCCGCCCCCCUACAGAGACAGAUCCGGCAUCUGAAAGCAGACUGUCAAUAUUCUCUAGCCUAAACAUCUUUGUGCCGCGAGAUGAACGAUUUGGGCAUUUGAAACUGUCUGAUUUUCUAGCCUACGCCAUUAAGUCCUUGGGACAAUUUCUACAGCCUGAACUCAAAGCCAUUUUCGAUUCCACCCCCAAUGAGUUCGAUUCCUUUGAAGACGUUCUGAAACUCUAUUCGGAUGGGAUAAAGCUGCCUGACAUCCCAGCUCUUGAUGACGCGAAGAAUCGCAUUCCUUUGGAGCUCAUAAAAGAGUUGGUUAGGACUGAUAGCGAAGGCCAAAAGCUCCUCGCGUAUCCCACACCUCAAGUCAUCUCCAAGGACAAAUGGGCAUGGAGGAAAGAUGAGGAGUUUGCACGCGAGAUGCUCUCUGGUGUGAAUCCGGUUAUCAUACAGCGACUUCAGAGUUUCCCCCCGAAAAGUGAAUUAGAUGCCGAGAUAUAUGGGCCCCAGGAGAGCUUUAUUACAGAUUCAGAUAUAGAACAGAGCCUCGAUGGCCUCACAGUGAAGCAGGCUCUUGGGAAAAGCAAAUUAUUCAUUCUGAACCAUCACGACGUAUUCAUGCCUUACGUGAGUCGCAUAAACGCUCUAGAUUCUACCAAGAUAUAUGCUACUCGCACUAUUCUGUUCCUGAAAGAUGACGGCACAUUGAAACCUGUUGCGAUAGAGCUCAGUCUUCCCGCUUCGGAUGAUCGGCCAUACUACAGAAAAGUACUGACUCCUGCACAGGAAGGCGUUGAAGGAGCACUCUGGCAGCUUGCAAAAGCCUACGUUGCAAUGAAUGAUUCAGGAUACCAUCAGCUAAUCAGCCACUGGCUUAGAACUCACGCAGCGACAGAGCCAUUUAUAAUUGCAACAAACAGACAAUUGAGUGCUAUGCAUCCGGUUCACAAGCUACUCAGUCCCCAUUUCCGAGACACAAUGAACAUCAAUGCCUUUGCCCGCCAAAUUCUCAUAAGUGCAGGAGGCAUUCUUGAGAGAUCAGUAUUUCCUGGAAAAUACGCCAUGGAAAUGUCUGCCGUUGUCUACAAGGACUGGAGGUUUGAUGAAGAAGGAUUACCUGCCGACCUCCUCAAAAGAGGAAUGGCAGUAGAAGAUAAAGAAGCGGAACAUGGGCUGAGGCUUACGAUUGAAGACUACCCUUUUGCGGUGGACGGGCUAGAGAUAUGGUUCACCAUUGAAUCAUGGGUCAACGACUAUAUAUCAUUCUACUACAAGAAUGAUGAGGCUGUGGCAUCUGAUACAGAGCUUCAAGCAUGGUGGUAUGAAAUCAGAAACGUAGGGCACGGAGACAAGAAGGAUGAGCCAUGGUGGUACGAAAUGCAGAGCGUGCAAGAUCUUGGAAAGGCCUUAACUACCAUCAUAUGGGUUGCCUCAGCUCUGCAUGCUGCAGUCAAUUUUGGUCAGUACCCAUAUGCAGGGUACAUGCCCAAUCGGCCCACAGUGACUAGAAGGCUGAUUCCUGAAGAGGGCUCCGAAGAGUUCACAGAGCUGAAGGAGAAUCCCGAUUUGUUCCUGCUGAAAACCAUGUCAAGCCAAUUUCAGACGACGCUGGGAAUAGCCCUGAUUGAGAUCCUAUCCAGGCAUUCAACAGAUGAGGUAUAUUUAGGGCAGCGUGCAUCUCCUGAUUGGACCGAUCACGAAAGUGUGGUGGAGGCCUUUGAGCGUUUUGGGUCUCGCUUGAAACAGAUCGAAAAAAACAUUACAGAAAGAAACAAUGAUAAAAGAUUGAAGAACAGAUCAGGCCCGGCAGAGGUUUCCUAUACUCUGCUUUAUCCAAACACUUCUGAUGAGAGUGGCAAAGGAGGACUCACAGGGAAGGGAAUUCCUAACAGCGUCUCUAUUUAAUAUGCAUUUAAUAGCUCAAUUAUAAAGCCUCUAGAGGUGGCACUUAAGAAAGGCUUCUCAACCCUAAAGAUUCUGAUAUUGGCCCUAUUAUUUAACCGGCUGAUAAAACAAUUGUAACAGCAGAAAAAUAGCAGGGAUAUCUCUUUUGGAGUUAUCUCAUUCUAUGCCCCCUUUUAUUUUUUUAUUCUGAAUUUACUUUAGUUAUCUCA